GGAGUUAAAAGGCCAGGGCCACUUAGAAGGGAAAAGGGUAGGAGUCACUGAAGCAGGGAAGGGGGAGAGUUUGACUCCCUAACUAAGAGACACUGGGGAAGGACUUGACCUCCCAAUAUCCAAGGAACCUAAGAACCUGAGCCUAUUGAUUAAGGGUGGGGCUGCAGAACUGAGCCCCCCAAAAGCAGGGACUCUUCCGGAAACCUAGCACCAAAACCAGUUGGGAGGGCCUCUCCUCCAAAGGGAUCCACACCUGAGCACCCCAAUAGGUGCUUUCACCUAUCUCUACCCACUGCCCCAGCCUCCAGGGGAGGCUGAGCAGCCUCAGGGGGCCGUGGACCCCGGAGUUCUGAGCACCCAGCGCCCUCCGCCCCCUGUCCCCCCUGCUGAUGGCCGACGACCCACCGGGAGCUUCCGAGAAGGGAGAGAUGGCUCCUGGGACACGUGUGAGCCCUCGGCGUUGCUGACGCCCCCAAUGUCGUCCAGCGGCCGGGGGCCGGGGGCCGGAGCGCGCAGACGCCGAACCCGCUGCCGGCGCUGCCGGGCCUGUGUACGCACUGAGUGCGGGGACUGCCACUUCUGCCGGGACAUGAAGAAAUUUGGGGGUCCGGGGCGAAUGAAGCAGUCCUGUCUGCUCCGCCAGUGUACUGCUCCUGUGCUGCCCCACACAGCUGUGUGUUUGCUGUGUGGAGAGGCAGGAAAGGAAGACACAGUGGAGGGAGAGGAGGAGAAAUUUGCUCUGAGCCUCAUGGAGUGUACGAUCUGCAAUGAGAUUGUCCACCCAGGCUGUCUCAAGAUGGGAAAGGCCGAGGGUGUCAUCAACACUGAGAUCCCAAACUGCUGGGAAUGUCCUCGAUGUACCCAGGAAGGCAGGACCAGCAAGGAUUCCGGGGAGGGGCCUGGACGCAGAAGAGCUGACAAUGGGGAGGAGGGGCCAGGGCUGGGAAGUGGCUGGAAGCUAACCGAGGAGCUACCACCACCCCUCCCCCGACGAAAAGGCCCCCUUCCUCCAGGGGCUCCCCCAGAGGAUGGCCCUGGACCUCACAAGCGGAAAGAUAGAGAGGUGGGGAAUGAACCCCCCACACCUAGAAAGAAGAUAAAAGGAGGAAGAGAGAAGCACCUGAAGAAGAAACCAAAGCCUCCUUCAGCAUCUCCUGAGGGCCCAGCAGCCCCAGCCCCUUCCCCCCAGCGGGAAAAGCUGGAGCGUUUCAAGCGGAUGUGCCAGUUGCUUGAACGGGUGCCAGAUACUUCAUCGUCUUCCUCAGACUCAGACUCAGAUUCAGACUCAUCAGCUACAUCCCUCAGUGAGGAUGAAGCCCCUGGGGAGGCCCGAAAUGGGCGACGGCCCCCACGGGGCAACUCUGGGGAGAAGGAAAAUAGGGGUGGCCGUCGGGCCUGGCGGCCUGGGAGUGGGGGUCCUCUGCUGAGCUGGCCCUUGGGUCCUGCACCCCCACCCCGCCCCCCACAGCUUGAACGACAUGUGGUGAGACCACCACCAAGGAGCCCAGAGCCUGAUACUUUGCCAUUGGUAGCGGGGCCUGACCACCCUCUACCCCGGGCUGCCUGGCUUAGAGUCUUCCAGCACCUUGGGCCUAGAGAAUUGUGCAUCUGCAUGAGGGUCUGCCGGACCUGGAGCCGAUGGUGCUAUGACAAGCGUCUGUGGCCUCGAAUGGACCUGAGCCGAAGGAAAUCACUAACCCCACCAAUGCUGAGUGGUGUGGUCAGGCGGCAACCCCGGGCCCUGGAUCUCAGCUGGACAGGAGUUUCCAAGAAGCAGCUCAUGUGGCUCCUGAACAGGCUGCAAGGCUUGCAGGAGCUGGUGCUGUCGGGCUGCUCUUGGCUCUCAGUCUCAGCACUGGGCUCAGCCCCAUUGCCUGCACUGCGGCUUUUGGACCUUCGUUGGAUUGAGGAUGUUAAGGACUCCCAGCUCAGGGAGCUACUGUUGCCUCCACCCGACACCAAACCAGGCCAAACGGAGAGCAGGGGACGGCUGCAGGGGGUGGCUGAGCUGCGCCUGGCUGGCCUGGAGCUGACAGAUGCCUCCCUCCGCCUUCUCCUACGCCAUGCUCCCCAGCUCAGUGCCCUUGACCUCAGCCACUGCGCCCAUGUUGGGGAUCCCAGUGUCCACCUCCUCACAGCCCCCACCUCCCCGCUCCGGGAGACCCUUGUCCACCUCAACCUAGCGGGUUGCCACCGACUCACGGAUCACUGCCUCCCGCUCUUCCGACGAUGCCCCAGACUUCGACGCCUGGACCUUCGCUCCUGUCGACAACUCUCACCUGAAGCCUGUGCCAGGCUGGCAGCUGCAGGCCCCCCUGGUCCCUUCCGAUGCCCUGAGGAGAAGCUGCUGCUCAAGGACAGCUAGUGGGGUGCCCCCCAACCUCCCCCAGGACUUGCAAGCCCUUAUCUUGGGGCCCUUUCCCCAACUUCCCAAUACAUCACCCAGGGGCUGGGUCUCUACUUUCUGACUUGAUUCUCCCACAUAGAGACUCAAGAACAACCCCCACCCCCUGCACUGAUAUAUCCCUGGGGGUUAAUGUCUUCCCCUUCCUUGCC
Molecule: messenger RNA, 2556 nt
Organism: Gracilinanus agilis (Agile Gracile Mouse Opossum)
Lineage: Eukaryota; Metazoa; Chordata; Mammalia; Didelphimorphia; Didelphidae
Gene: FBXL19
Product: F-box and leucine rich repeat protein 19
Exons: 11
Coding region: 476-2365 (629 amino acids)
Biological process (GO): protein demethylation; regulation of transcription by RNA polymerase II
Molecular function (GO): transcription coregulator activity; protein binding; DNA binding
Source: RefSeq, a predicted model, not a curated record